This is a messenger RNA of Thlaspi arvense, 1413 nucleotides long. Lineage: Eukaryota; Viridiplantae; Streptophyta; Magnoliopsida; Brassicales; Brassicaceae. The record is from the annotation of a GenBank genome assembly.
GUUUUGAUCCUUCUCCGUCAUUGCCAUUUUUUUUAAACACUUAUAUUUUAUACUUUGAAAGUCUUUAAAUAUGUAAUAGCUCCUCUCCUCACUCAUUCAAACAGCUCCUCUCCUCACUCAUUUGUAAAAUAUUUUAUACUUUGAGAGUUUUUAAAUAGCUCCUCCUCACUCAUUCAAAUAGCUCCUCUCCUCACUAAUUUGUAAAAAUAUUUUAUACUUUGAAAGUCUUUAAAUAACUCCUCUCCUCACUCAUUUGUAAUAGCUUCCAUCUUCUAAAUUUCUCCAAAAUGGGAAUCCUCUCCAACAAGAUUUCCAGAGAUGAAGUGAGGCCUGGAGAUCACAUCUAUUCAUGGCGUACUGCCUACCUCUACGCCCACCACGGAAUAUAUGUUGACGAUGGACUAGUCAUAGAGUACAUUCGUGGUUCAUCAACAAAGCUUCCGUGUCGAAUUUGCAGGGGCCGUUCGAGAUCCGGUGGUGUGACUUCCUCUUGCCUUGAUUGCUUUCUAGGCGGAGGAAAUCUAUACCGCUAUGAAUACAAUGUCUCUAAGGCUGCCUUGUUGGCCAAAGUUAGAGGCGGUACUUGCACAACAGCAACUUCGGAUCCUCCUGAGGAUGUUCUUUACCGUGCAGACUUCCUCUUAAGGGAAAACGGGUUUGGUGUUUAUGACCUCUUCGAGAACAACUGUGAAACUUUUGCUAUCUAUUGUAAAACGGGCUUGGUGUCGUGCGAAAAAAAUAGGUUGGGGAUAAGUAGUGGUCAAUCCACUUCGUUUGUUGCAGCUGCUGUCGUUGUUGCCUUACCUGGGCCCGGCUUUUGUGCGUACAACGUUGCUCGUCUGAUUAGUGACAUAGGCAUGCGCGCAAAGAGAGGCGACGAUGGUGUUAACAAGGUUCCUGUUGAAGAGCUCGUUGAUAUGAGGAACGCUGCUUGAGCAUUGCCAGUUGUGACUUGUGACUAUAUGGUUGAAGAUCCCUAGUUGAUUCUUGCUUAUUGGAUCGAAGUCACAAACUUAAUCAAUUUUUAUUUGUGUAUCAAAACUUAAGUAUAUGAUUUUAGUAUGAUAAACUCAAUAUAUAUAUACGAAUAUAUUAUGCUCUAGAGCCCAAUCCUAUCAUUUAGUUCCGACUGAAAAGUUUACAUAUAAAAAAUCUGAAUGUGUGUGUAUAUAUAUAUAUUCAGGGGCGGAUCUAUGUUAUAGGUGGGUGGGGCAUAUGUUUGAUACUAAAUCUAUAAAUAAUAUAUAUAUAUGUAAUACUAACAGUUUAACAACUCAGUUGAUUUUGAAGCUAAAAUAUUUUUUAUAUAAAUCUAAAUUCAAUCUUUUCCAUGUUCUUCCUUUUCUAAUUUUAUUUAUUGAUUUAGUUUUAUUUUUCAAAAAAUUAAUGAAAACUAUAAUAAUUUAUGUUAUA